UUUAGGGUUCCAUGGGCGACGAGCAUGGGAGGCGCCACAAUGUGCUCAUGGUCUCGGAUUUCUUCUACCCGAAUUUCGGCGGUGUGGAGAGCCACAUAUACUCGCUCUCGCAGUGCCUCUUGCAGCGCGGCCAUAAGGUCGUGGUGGCCACGCAUUGCUACGGCAAGCGCUCCGGCGUGCGCUACCUCACCGGCGGCCUCAAGAUCUACUACAUUCCAUGGCUGCCAUUCCUGAUGCAAAACACUCUCCCCACAUUCUUCCUCACGCUCCCGGUGCUGCGCUCGAUCAUCGUCCGCGAGGCCAUUACCAUCGUCCACGGCCACCAGGCAUUCUCCACGCUGUGUCACGAGGCGAUCCUCCACGCCAGGACCAUGGGCCUCGAGGUGGUGUUCACGGAUCACUCCCUCUAUGGAUUCGCGGACCUGGGCAGCAUCCACAUGAACAAGGCGCUCCAGUUCUCGCUCGCCGACGUCCGCCACGCCAUUUGCGUCUCUCACACCAGCAAGGAGAACACGGUGCUUCGCUCAGGGAUCGCUCCAGAGAAGGUGUUCGUGAUCCCGAAUGCCGUGGACACUGCGAUGUUCCAGCCCCGGCCUCGCGCUGGAUCGAUCAAGCGCAUCGUUGUGGUGGUGGUGAGCAGGCUGGUGUAUCGCAAAGGCGCAGAUUUGCUGGUGGAAGUCAUACCGGAGGUUUGCAAGCUCUUUCCAAACGUGGAUUUUAUAAUCGGUGGAGAUGGUCCCAAGAGAGUUCGUCUCGAGGAGAUGCGUGAGAAGCACUCGCUUCAGGAGCGCGUCGAGAUGCUGGGCUCGGUUCCUCACGCCAUGGUGAGCUCCGUGCUUGUUCGCGGCCAUAUCUUUCUCAACAGCUCCCUCACCGAGGCUUUUUGUAUCGCAAUCCUCGAGGCGGCUAGUUGCGGCUUGCUCACUGUUAGCACCCGCGUCGGUGGAGUCCCAGAGGUUCUUCCACCGGACAUGAUCGUUCUCGCGACACCUGUUCCGGGCGAGAUGGUAAAAGCCAUCGGUCAAGCGAUCGAGCUUCUUCCCAGAAUCGACCCGCAGGAAAUGCACAACCGCAUGACGAGAAUGUAUAGCUGGAUGGACGUAGCCAAGCGAACCGAAGUCGUGUACAACCACGCCGCCGCCACUCCUCGCAGCAACUUGCGGGACCGACUUGCACGGUACUUUAGCUGCGGACCUUGGGCGGGGAAGCUCUUUUGCCUCGUCGUGAUCCUGGACUACAUCGUGCUGCUUUUCCUCGAGUGGUGUCAGCCUCGAGAAGAGAUGGACACCGUACCUUCGCUAAGCGUACUUUAAAGCUUGCGGGGCUAUUUAUACGCGAAGGCUAAUCGGCUCCGGGAUAAUCUCGCAGAGCUGACCUGGUAAAAAAAGAAGAGUGAAAAGGUGGAAGGGCGAAAAAUAUGAGACAGCAUCCAGGCCACACGUAAAUUAAGUCUUGCCCACGGCCGGGAGAGAUGGGCGUUGCGUGGCGCUGGUUAAUAAAAGUAAGCCAAUGUGCUAUUUGCUAUA
This is a messenger RNA of Selaginella moellendorffii, 1526 nucleotides long. Its product is annotated as phosphatidylinositol N-acetylglucosaminyltransferase subunit A. The record is from RefSeq and is a predicted model, not a curated record. Bases 12 to 1313 code for a protein of 433 amino acids. Gene Ontology annotation, molecular function: phosphatidylinositol N-acetylglucosaminyltransferase activity. Lineage: Eukaryota; Viridiplantae; Streptophyta; Lycopodiopsida; Selaginellales; Selaginellaceae. Gene Ontology annotation, cellular component: glycosylphosphatidylinositol-N-acetylglucosaminyltransferase (GPI-GnT) complex. The transcript is spliced from 8 exons. Gene Ontology annotation, biological process: GPI anchor biosynthetic process.